AUGGCUGGCAGGAUUCGUUUUGCCACCCAUAUCUCGCCUUUUCAACGAAUUCUCUUAACCAUCGUUUUCGGCUUCAUAAUUGGAUUGGGACUUGCCUUUGUUCUUUAUGAACUUUCUGAAAUUCUAUCUGUUUCAGAUGUGCACACGCAUCACUUGCACCCCCAUUUCGACAGAGAUGAUCAUGCGGAUUCCUCAUUUGUUGAUGUUGGACCUCUUAAGCAUCACGAACACGAAAAUGAGAACACGACAAUCCAGAAAAAAUUAUAUGAUGAAGUUAGAGUUCUUUGUUGGAUCAUGACGAACCCGAAAAAUCACAAGUCAAAAGCGAAACAUGCUUUGAACACUUGGGGCAAGCGAUGUAAUAAAGUGUUGAUCAUGACAAGUGCCGUGGAUGACGAAUUGGAUGUUGUAGCGUUGCCUGUACAAGAAGGCAGGAACAAUUUGUGGGCAAAAACGAAGGAAGCGUUCAAAUAUAUUUACAAUAAUCACUUUAAUGAUGCUGAUUGGUUCCUGAAAGCCGAUGAUGACACCUACGUCGUCGUCGAAAACAUGCGUUACAUGUUACAUCCUUACCCCCCGGACUACCCAAUUUACUUUGGAUGUCGUUUCAAGCCGAUUGUCAAGCCUCAAGGUUACAUGUCAGGCGGCGCUGGAUAUGUCAUCAGCAAGGAAGCUCUUAAGCGAUUCGUUGAAGAAGCUCUUGUCGAUCCAAAGAUGUGUCGUUCUGACAAUGCCGGAGCUGAAGAUGCCGAAUUUGGGAGAUGCAUGCAAAAUGUCCACGUUGUCGCUGGAGAUAGUCGCGAUGAUCAAUUUCGUGCAAGAUUUUUCCCAUUUGUGCCUGAAGGACAUUUAGUUGCUGAUCCAAAUCAUGAUUGGUGGUAUUGGAGAGCAAUUUAUUACAACAUCACAGAGGGAAUGGAAUGUUGUUCGGAUACUGCGGUGUCAUUUCAUUACGUAAAUCCCGAGCUAAUGUACGAAAUUGACUUUUUGGUGUAUCAUAUGAGGGUUUUUGGCAGGACAUGGCACAAGGAACCGCUGAAAAAGAGACUUAAUUUCAUGCAAAUGGAUGAAAGAUUCAAAGGAAAAUAA
Molecule: messenger RNA, 1089 nt
Organism: Culicoides brevitarsis
Lineage: Eukaryota; Metazoa; Arthropoda; Insecta; Diptera; Ceratopogonidae
Product: glycoprotein-N-acetylgalactosamine 3-beta-galactosyltransferase 1-like
Exons: 3
Coding region: 1-1089 (362 amino acids)
Cellular component (GO): membrane
Molecular function (GO): N-acetylgalactosaminide beta-1,3-galactosyltransferase activity
Source: RefSeq, a predicted model, not a curated record